AUGACUCAUUUAGGACGCCAAGCUCUUCCACGUCCAGUUGGUACGACGCGUGCUUCAGUUGCAUCGAAUACAACAGCAACAUCAAAUAUAUCGAAUCCUACCAUAUCGACAACCGCUACACCCCCUGAGACAGCCCGACGUUCAUCAUCUUCAUCAGCAACAACAGUGGCGAACAAUGGCAUCAUUCCAUCUGAUCGUUCUCAACAACAAGUCAUUGAAUAUAUUCGUUCACGUGACAUCCAAGGUUUUAUCAAUCAUAUCGAACAGAAUAACAUCGAUGUCAAUUAUACGGAUAAUGUUGGUCAGACAAUGCUGAAUUGGGUUGCUGCUUUUGGCACACGUGAAAUGAUUGAAUACCUUUGUCGACGUGGCGCUGAUGCUAAUCGUGGACAACGUUCAUCAUCUCUACAUUAUGCGGCUUGUUUCGGGCGGCCAUCAAUCGUUCGUCUUCUAUUAAAAUACGGUGGUAAUGUUGAUUUACGCGAUGAAGAUGGACGAACAGCGCUGGAUAAAGCACGUGAACGGCAAGAUGAAGGCCAUCAAGAAGUUGUAGAAAUUCUUCAAUCGGCACACGAAUGGACAGAUAUACGACGACAAGAUUCUGCAACGUUAGCAAAUUCAAAUUCAUCGCCGAAAGCUUUUGAACAAACGGCCACAACAUCAUCGGCGACGGAAGCAGCAGCAUCACCAUCAUCAACAACAACAACAACAAAUGAAAUCAAAGGUGAUGUGGAAAUGCAACCUUUAUAUUUGCAACGUUUAUUAUCGAUCUUUUGUCAACUAUAUCAAAAUACAAUGAUUUUAACAAUCAAACGUAGUACAUUACGAUUAAUCUCGAAAUUAUUGCAUUAUGCAACAGUCGAUCAGAUACGAGAAUACCUAAUGAAAGGUGAGACGAAUAUUUCCACGACAUUAUUCGAAUUAUUAAGUUCAAUUUUGGAUACGAAUGAAGACGAUGAUGAUACAUCCAAUCUUGUUCUAUUAAUAAUCAAAAAUCUAUUUGAAAAAGAUAAACAGUUAUUUCUCGAACAAUUUCAAUACCUUGGUUUAAUAUGGAAAAUAACAUCAUUAGCAUUGUCGCACACAGGAGCAGGAUCGACUUCAUUAUCAACAGUCACAAAUUCUGACCACCACCAACAACAACAAUCAUCCUUAUCAAUUACUAUACUUGCUAUUGAUGCAAAAGAAAUUCUUUGUCAUCGUCCUUAUGUCUGGAAUGAAUUUAAUCUUUUACGUAAUCGAGAAUGCUUAUAUAUAUGGAAUGGUUCUAUCGCCAUCGAAUUAUCCAUGGGUUCCAAUGGAUGGUUUCGUUUUUUCGCUGAUAAUUCUCUAUCAACAAUGUAUUCGUCAGGAAGUCCGGAAACAAAUGUAGAUACGAAUGAGAAUCGACAUGAUUUCAUUGACAAACUUCAACGACUUAAACAACAAGUACUUGACGGAAUUGGACAAGAGAAAAACGAAGAAGAAGUCAAAUCGAAUGAUGAACAAACACAGCAACACCAACAGAUAAUGAUCGCACGAACGAUUUUUACAUCAGAUACAAGUAAUGAGCGAACAAUCACCGUCGGAAAUUGGACAUUUGAAUGUAAUGGACCAACACAACUUCGCGUACAUAAUGUAGAAGGCGAACAGAUCACUAUUCUCGAACAAGGCCAACCAGGCUUUGUCUUUGAAUCCAAUCGUGGCACACGGCAUACGUAUCAUGCUCAAAUGUCAUUAGGAAAUGAUUUUUCUAUUCCCUGGUCAACUAUUGAAACAUUGACUUCUUCAUCGUCGCACUCUGACGAUUCUCCGACGAAUAGUUCACUUGCCAAGGCUGGAUCCGUUCCAGUCGGUAAAACUAAACAAGAACAAAUGAAACAUCGCACAACCGAAUUAGCACUACAUAUUUACAACGAUUAUCUAAAAAAUGUCACAGCUACAAAUUACACACGUUCGAUAUUGAAUGACCUAACAUCGAUCGUCGGCGAUUUAAACAAUGAUUUGAAUGUAAAAUCAUUUCAGAAAUUGAAAGAAUUUCUACUUGACAAAACCAGUUUAUCAUUAUACGAACUCUCAUCAUCGGGUCUUGUUGGUAGUUUAUUAAAAAUCUUUCACAAUCUACUCAAUCAGACAUCGGAUGAAACGAACCUUGCAAAUGAACGCGCAAAGCUAUUCUGUUCAACUUUUCUUGCCGAUGAUCAUCCACAUGCAUUUCAUAUUCUUAUCAGAAAGUUGAUUUCAAUUCUUGAAUCAAUCGAAAAACUACCAUUAUUUCUCUAUGAUACACCGUCAAAUUAUGGAUUACAAAUAUUCUCCAAACGCUUUCGUUUGCAGCUCCACUAUCAAAAUCAACAACAGAUAUUCACAGAUCGAACAGGAAAGUCAUUGAAAAUCGAACCAUUGGCUACAGUCGGUCAACUGAAAACAUUUCUCACCUCAAUGGUGUCCAAACAAUGGUAUGAUCAUCCUCAUAGUCAGCUGGAAUUUGUAAAACAACUGAGAUCCAAUGGUCGACAGCAAUUUACCUAUAUGAAUGAAUUCGAUCAAAAUGGCAUUCUGUAUUGGAUCGGAACGAACGCAGGAACCGUGUCAAAUUAUACAAAUCUUAGUUUAACUGGGCUUGUCUCAGUGACUUGUUCGGAUGCAAAUUGUACAUCGCAACAAAUAUCAGCAAUUUUUUCGCACAUAACACGUACCAAUGAUGAAGAAACGAACGAUGAAACGAGUCGUGCUUUCAGUUGGAUUAUGAUUGACUUAGGUUUAUUCAUUCUUCCUACACAUUUUACCUUGAGACAUGGCACGGGUGGUUUUCCACAUUGGACAAAGACGUUUCUAUUUCAAAUAUCGAAAGAUGGAAUACAUUUUAUCCCAUGCGACAUAUCGUUGGUUAAUGAUGCGAAUGCAUCAGUAGCAACAUGGGUCAUCAAGAACAAUUUAAAUGAGAACUCAUCAGGUUUUCGAUAUAUUCGUAUUCAUCAAAAAUGUAGUCGACAUCCUGUUUGUCUUUCUGGUUUUGAAAUCUAUGGUCAGGUCAUUUCAGCUAUAGACAUUCGUUCAAAACCAGAAACGAACCGUUCUCGUUCAGCUCGUGAUGAUCUUCGACAUCAUUCAACAACAUAUCGUCAAACUCCUCCAUAUCACCAUUCACAUUCGACAUCAUCAUCAUCAUCAUCAUCAACGAGUAAUCGUGCAAGUAAAAUGCAAUCGCACAUCUUGCGACGUUUGGCAAGCAUGCGUUCGUCUGGCACGACAACAACAGCGACAGUAUCGUCUGGAGGAAACUCAUCCGCAUCGAACAAUUCUUCGAAUAUUACAGGGUCAGGUUCAACGCCACUGGAUCGAAUUUUAUUUGAUCAGAUGGUUGACCUUUCAUCAAUUCCAUUGGAUUUAUCUGCAGCACUUGAGUUGGAUGAUCCUGAACGAUUACGAAUUGUCAUACAAGAAACAUUAUCACGGCUGACUGGUGAACCAGCAUUGAAUGACAACACUAAUCUAUUGAAUUUAAUUUCACAACGUAAAAGUGUUUCGACACCAAAUAUCAGUAAUGACGAACCCGUCUUCUCUGUUUCAUCAACUGAACAAGCUUCGAGUGCUGAAAGUCUUGUCUUAUCUUCUCGACCAGCAGAUCAUACUCUCGAUCUUAUGCAAGGCUUUCGUGAUCAAAUAGCGCGACAAUACGAUGCGCUAAUGGCUCAAACGCAACUCGAACCAACUAUUGAAGAGCCAGCGACAUCGUUAUGGCUUUCAUCUUCUACCGAAGAUUUCUUAGCACCCAUUCACUCUGAUGCAAGAAAUGCUGACAACUGGCUUGAACUCGGAGACUACAACGAAGAAACGCGACUUACACCAAAAGAUAAUGCAAAAGAUAAACACGGGCAUGCAUCAUUCAAUCCAUCGAGUGAUAAUACUCAUCCUCAUGCACGACUUUUCCCUUCAACUCAAACAACACCAAUAACAACUACAACUCAUUCUCAACAAUCGAUCAGUAGCAACACAGAAUCAGUUGAAUCGAUGUACGCAGUAACUGAAGAAAACAAAAAGAAUGCAACCAGUGAAUGUGCCGAACAGCGUAUAAUUUUACUAGAAAAUGAUAUGAAUGCAAGUGUUCCAAAUUUAUCAACAACAAAUCCAAAUACUGUUUCUCUAUCGAAUCUUUUAACAACUGCUCAGAGUUCACCAAAUUUAACCACGUCAACUACGAUCAACAUUGCUAAUGUCGCAAUUAUUGACGACGAAUCGAUGCCGAUCGAUGAAUCACGUAGCCUAUCUGAUAUUCCUUUAGUGGAUAAGCAGCAAAAACAAAAUGAUGAAACAAGUGAGGAUGAAGACAUGGACGACGAAGAACAUUGCCAAUUAAAACGUGCGAAAUCAGACAGUCAACAAAUUCCACCGCCCAUGGAUCACAAUGAUGAUGAAGAAGAAGAUGAUGAAGAAGAAGGAGAUGAAGAGGAACCCGAACAAGACGAGAAUUGUCCGAUGUUUUUCGAACAGGAAGAAGAAGAAUAUGACGAACAAUUACAACAACAGAUUCAUGGUGGACAACAGCCGGUCACACGUCGCAAUUGGGAUGAUGAUUUUGUUCUAAAACGACAGUUCUCCGUUUUACUUCCAGCAUUUGAUGGACGCCCAGGUCGAACAAAUAUCAAUGCUACGCAAGAUAUUUCAGUACCAACAACGAUGGCUCCGAAAGAAGCUACUUUAUCAAAACAAAUCUCAACUGCCGAUGUAUCUGCUGCUUCUAAUAUGACAUUAUAUCUUCGUGGACCAUCACCAACUCUGCCAGGAUUAAAAGAAAUUGAUAUUGAAUUGAGUGAUUCCGAUGCCACGAUUUUCAAAUAUAUUCAACAAUUAAUCAAACCGUUUCCAUCAUCACAAAGAUCUGAAUGUAUUAAACGUAUAUUUGAGCCAACAUACACAAUUGUUUACACUGAGAAAUCCAAUGACCUAUCAUCAAAAUCAGAAAGAAAUUCUCCAUCGUCUUCCUCUUCUUAUCCAACUGAUCUUGAUAUGAUUUUUCCGACGCAUGAAUCUUCAGCCGAUCCCAAAGAUGUUUGUACAAUCGAAGAUAUUCUUCAACUACUUCGUCAACUAUAUCACUUACUGAUUACUCAUAUUCAAAGCAAUCCUCAUCGUUAUCAUCCAGAUGAUAAUCUUUCAUUUGAAAGCUAUUUCUAUUCAAAGAAACUCAACAACAAACUGCUUCAACAAAUUCAAGAUUCAAUUAUCAUUGCAUCAGCCAGUUUACCAUCGUGGACAUCCUGGUUAACGCACUCAUACAAAUUUCUCUAUCCAUUGGAAACUCGACAAUUAUACUUUCGUACGACCAGUUUUGGCACAUCACGAUCAAUUGUUUGGCUGCAAGAACGUCGUGACGAAUUGAUACGUACAGCACGCACCGGUGGACUACUACGUCCAUUGGGCGGUUCGACAACAACCGGAACAACGACAUUAUCAUCGUUUCGUGUCACGUCAAAUCCGAAUGAGAAUUCAUCGACAGGAUCGAGUUUGUUCGCACCAGAAUUUCGUUUGGGCCGUUUGAAAAUCGAUCGUGCCACACCUAUUGAUCGUGAACAUAUUCUUCGUGAUGCUAUGAAUCUGUUUCAUUAUCAUGCAAAAUCGAAAGCAAAAUUAGAAAUUCAAUUUUUGAAUGAAGAAGGUACAGGUGAUGGGCCAACAUUAGAAUUCUACGCCUUAAUUGCUAAUGAAUUACAGCAGCAUUCACUUGGCCUAUGGUGGAAUCAUGAUGAUUGUGAGCAUCAUGAAACAAUCUAUGUUAGGAAAUUGGAAGGUCUCUUUCCUAUUCCAUAUGAUCAAACAAAUCCUAAGCUUGAUGACGUUUGCAAUUAUUUUUCCUUGAUGGGAAUUUAUUUCGCAAAAUGUUUAUUAGAUAAGUAUUUAAUCGAUAUGCCAUUAUCCAUUGCAUUUCUGAAACUCUUGUGUAUGAAAUCGAAAUAUGAAGACGAUUCACAAAUAUGGUUCGAUGGUAUACUAGAUAUAAACGAUUUAAUUGAUAUUGAACCAUCACGUGGCAAGUUCUUUCAACAAUUAUAUCAAUUGAUUGAAAAACGAAAUAAAAUUAUGAUUGAUACUCAAAAAAGUAGUGAAGAAAAACGAACGCUAUGUUCACAAUUAAGAAUAGAAAACGAACAUCAUGAACCCGUGAAUUUAGAACAUUUAUGUUUGACGUUUGUUUUUUCGCCUCCGUCGAAUACCUACGGUUAUCAAUCGAUUGAUUUAAUACCGAAUGGAUCACACAUUGAUGUAACAAUCGAUAAUGUUGAUCAAUAUGUUAAAUCGUCUCUUGAAUUUAUCGUUCGGGAUGGUAUUCGCCGACAAAUGGACGCAUUUCGAAAUGGGUUUAGUCAAGUCUUUUCAAUUGAACAUUUACGAUGUUUUAAUCCACAAGAAUUAAAACUUCUUCUCUGUGGAAAUCAAUGGCCAUCGUGGUCACUUGAUGACCUUUUGAAUUACAUUGAGCCUAGUCAUGGUUUUACUCGAGAAAGUCCGGGCUUUAUGAAAUUUCUCAAUGUGAUGAUGGAACUUGAUGGCAUGGAGAGAAAAUCUGUUGUUCAAUUCAUUACCGGUUGUUCGUCAUUACCACCUGGCGGUCUCGCUAAUCUACGACCACGUCUUGCUGUGGCACGUAAAGUCGAAGCCGAUGAUAAUUCAUAUCCAUCAGUUAAUACGUGUUACCAUUAUCUCAAAUUGCCUGAUUAUUCAAAUGAAGAUAUUCUCAAACUUCGUCUCAUGACAGCAUGCAAAGAACGCGGAUUCUAUUUCAAUUGA
Adineta ricciae is the source of this 6768-nucleotide messenger RNA. The record is from the annotation of a GenBank genome assembly. NCBI's taxonomy places the organism in Eukaryota, Metazoa, Rotifera, Eurotatoria, Adinetida, Adinetidae.